Molecule: messenger RNA, 420 nt
Organism: Helobdella robusta
Lineage: Eukaryota; Metazoa; Annelida; Clitellata; Rhynchobdellida; Glossiphoniidae
Exons: 3
Coding region: 1-420 (139 amino acids)
Source: RefSeq, a predicted model, not a curated record
AUGAAUUGUUUGCUUUCUCUUUUGCCACUGUUAGCAAUGUUUUUUGCUCUUGGUCACUCACAGGCAAGAAAUGGCCAGUUUGAGGUGCCGAUGACCGCUGCUCUGAAGAAAGAAAUUUUGGACUUCCAUAAUAAUGUUAGGGCUGGAUUGAACGCUAAUAUCCCAAAUCUGAUGAUCUGGAAGAAGACCACCCAAAUUGGAUGCUCCCUGUUCGAAUGCAAGCCCUUAUACGGAUCAGAGCGGGGUGAUAUUUUCACAGACUGGGGCUACGGUAAACUCUACCAUCUUGUCUGCAACUACUGGCCCAAAACUGGUCACCACACGAAUCUUUGGGACUACAAAGACGGCAACGGCCUAAUAAAUGAAAACCAGUGCAGAUUGUGGGGUGAAGCAGAGGAAUCGACUGAUGAACACUUAUGA